This is a messenger RNA of Sarcophilus harrisii (Tasmanian devil), 3823 nucleotides long. RefSeq names its product Kruppel like factor 15 (gene KLF15). The transcript has 3 exons. The record is from RefSeq and is a predicted model, not a curated record. Gene Ontology annotation, molecular function: RNA polymerase II cis-regulatory region sequence-specific DNA binding; DNA-binding transcription factor activity, RNA polymerase II-specific. Gene Ontology annotation, biological process: regulation of transcription by RNA polymerase II. Bases 677 to 1873 code for a protein of 398 amino acids. Lineage: Eukaryota; Metazoa; Chordata; Mammalia; Dasyuromorphia; Dasyuridae.
GCCGAGGCGAGGAGGGUCCGGAGGGGCCGGACGCGGGGAGAGCGCGAGCGCGCGGGGCCGCCCCUCUCGGGCACUGACGGGCCGGCCCCCUCGCAGCAUCGGCGGCCAAUAGGCCGGCUCGCUGGGGCCGAGCCUCCUCCAAGCCUUCCCCUGCGUUCCCAGGGCUAGCCUCCCUGCGGUCAUGUGACGGCCAUAUAGUACUACUCUCGCUCGGCUAAAGGACACAUCAGCAGCGCCGGCUGCUGCCCCUGCACGGCCGCCCGCCUCCUCGGCCGCCCGCCUGCCCCCUCGGGCCGCCCGCCCGCCUGCCUCCCUCCGCCCCGCCCGAGCGAGCCAGCUCGCUCUAGUUCAAGGGCACGGGGCCCGCCUCUGUUUGGCUUGCCCGCAAAGUUGCUCAUUUCAUAGCCUUCAGGCGGGAUUGUUUUUUUUUUUUUAAUUUUCCCCCCUUUUUGGGGUGGUGGUGUGUUUUUCCCCCCCAUCCAAAUAGGACCUCUUGCGGAUUCGGAAUUGGAUUGGCGAACCCCUCUCUUUUUGGGGUGCACCCCCUGCACUAACCCCCAUUUUGAUUCCUCUCCGAUCCCUUCAAAUUCUCACGGUGCGCAAAGUUCAGGUUUUCGUCUGACCUUGGGACCUCUUAGUCUAUGCUGGUGGCCAUCCCAGAAGCACUGUUCUAGGAAUGGUGGAUCACUUGCUCCCGGUGGGGGAGUCCUUCUCAACCACCAAGUUCCCCAUUGGCUACCUGGGGGACAUGCCAGCCGGCGGGCGGGCUUACCACAUGCUGCCCUCUCCCUUGUCAGAGGACGACAGCGACUCCUCCAGCUUCUGCUCUUGUUCUAGCCCCGACUCGCAAGUGCUAGGCUCCAGCUACGGGAGCACCUCAAGCCUUGAGGGCCAGGACAGCAUCUUAGACUACCUGCUGUCGCAGGCGACGCUGGGGGGCAGCCCCGUGGCCUGGUGGGACUGGCGAAGGUGCCAGCCCAUGGUGAAGGAGGAGCAUUUCCGCUUCCCAGACCCAGAAGACAUGGGGCUCUUUCAGCCCACCUUGGAAGAGAUUGAGGAGUUCCUGGAGGAAAAUAUGGAGCUGGAGCUCAAGGAAGGAUCUGAAAAUGGGACCAAGGACCUUCGGGUUUGCAACCAGCUCUCUUCUGGGCAGCAUAAAGACCACAUCCUGCCUGGGGGAAGCUUGAAAGAAAGCAAAACCCCCCAGUCUGGCAGCUCCACGGAAGGUGCCCACAGCUCCAAUGGCACAGCGGCCACCGAGGGCGGGAUCCCCGUCAUCCUCCAAAUCCAACCCAUGCAGAUCAAACAGGAGUCCAGCACGGGGCCCAGUUCGCCAGGCCAGACCCCAGACAACAUUAAAAUCGCCCAACUCCUCGUCAACAUCCAGGGGCAAACCUUUGCGCUGGUGCCACAGAUUGUCCAGUCCUCCAACUUGAACUUGCCUUCCAAGUUUGUGCGUAUUGCCCCGGUGCCCAUUGCAGCCAAGCCCAUUGGUCCAGGGGGCAUGGUGCCAGGACCCGCAGGGAUCCUGGUAGGCCAGAAGUUUCCAAAGAACCCAGCAGCGGAACUCAUUAAAAUGCACAAAUGUACUUUCCCUGGCUGUACCAAGAUGUAUACCAAGAGCAGCCACCUAAAGGCCCAUCUGCGGAGGCACACGGGCGAGAAGCCUUUCGCGUGCACGUGGCCUGGGUGUGGCUGGAGAUUCUCCCGGUCGGACGAGCUCUCCCGACACCGACGCUCCCACUCGGGCGUGAAGCCGUAUCAGUGUCCGGUGUGCGAGAAGAAGUUUGCCCGGAGUGACCACUUGUCCAAGCAUAUCAAGGUGCAUCGCUUCCCCCGGAGCAACCGCUCGGUGCGCUCCUCCGUGAAUUGACCCGCUCCCCCGCCCGCGCCUCCCACCUCUUGGGCCGAGAACAGCUGACUCCAGCACUUUGUUCACCGUUUUUUAUAGCGAUAAUUUAUUUGUCUCCAUAACAGGGAACGCUGUUAUCUGACACCACCACACAUGAAUGUUUGUGUCCUCCAAAUGGAAUUUGAGAAUGAAGCUUUUCUGCGGUUAUUAUUUUUAUGCCUGCUCUUCUCCCCCCUCUUCCCCCCCCCCCCCCCCCCCCCCCCGUCCCCUCCCCUUUUCAUGUCUUUGCUGCCGCUUCUUCCCUCGGAAAUUACAGUGUUUUAUUUUAAGCUGUUUUCUUCGGCACAAGGAAAAUUUAUGGGCUCCUUGUAGCUAGUUAAUUACAGUUCUGGCAUUCCUGUGGGCUUUGCUCAUAAACAGGGCUAUUCAUUGUGAGUUUUUAUUAAGCUGGGCCUAUUUGUCCAGUUUGGAUAUAGCAAAUUCCUUUUGGAAAACGAAAACAAGUCCUUUGUGUCCCUAUGGUCACUGCCAAGGGCUCGGGUGGGGGAGGGGAAGGAGGGUUUCAGAAACCCCUGUUUCUUUUGAUGGGUCUGUUACCUCCUACUUGAUCCGUCCUGAUUCAGGAAGUUUGGAGUUUUUUGGUUUUUUUUUUAAGUUGAGAUUUCAGCUGUUUCCCCCCAUCUGGAACUGACAGAUAUUUCCAAAGGAUGAAACCCAUAAAAGCCAAGAAUUCAGGAAGGAAUCAGUGAAAGUGGGUUAAAGGUCAUUUCUUUCGAGUCUCAUUGGUGGUCAUGGAUCAUGGGCAGGAAGGGACCUUUCUAGGUCACCCCUAUCCCCAUUAUACAGAUGAGGAAGUAAAAAAGCAAAAAUGAAGCAGUUCAUCCAUGGUCACUCUAGGAAUAAAUGUCGAAGACAGGAUUUGAACAGAGUUCCUAUUGAAGUCCAGCACCUGCCCCCGACUCACAUUUUUGUGGCUAUCUAUCCUAUUUUCCAUGGAUUUUGUUUGUGAAGGGGGCCAGUCCCCUAACCCGGUCUGCAGCCCAAUAGAGAGUAUAGUGUGGGAGAUUCCUGCAGAAUGUCUCUGGGAGAAGAUGGCAUGGGUGCUCGUGGGCCCACCUUCGUCCUGAAGAGGACAUUCUCCAGGUCAGCCCCAUGUUGGGUACAGCAGAACCUGGCUUUUAUGAUGCUCUGUUAUAGUUCCAGCAGCCCCCUGAGCCUCGAUGGGUAAGAAGAAAUGAAUAAAUAAAUAAAACAAAUCAUUGUAGAUUCCUGUUGGUGGGUGCUUAUCAUGCAAGCCCGUGCGUGUAUGUGUAUGCUUGUGUACGUAUGAGAGCGAGAGCAAGAGCUAAAGUGAGAGAGCGAGAGCGAGAGAGCGAGAGAGCAAGAGAGAGAGAGAGAGAGAGAGAGAGAGAGAGAGAGAGAGAGAGAGAGAGAGAGAGAGAGAGAGAUUUGUGUUUGUCUUAAUGUAAGAAACAGUAGAUUCCAAUAGAACUCAGUAGUCAGAGAAAAAUGGGAUGGGGGCUAUCUUUACUAAGACGCUGCUGUUCAGAGAUAACUAUCAGUUGGCUUUCUUUCAUCUCUCUGUGUCCCAGACAAAUCCCAAAUAAAACACUGCGAUUCUAGCAUUAGAGCAUUGUAGAAACGAAGAGCACGCUGUACGUAAGAGCGCCAGAUACUACCUUACGCUAGUGAUGCAUUCCUUCUGUUCUCUAGAAAUUAAUAUACAAUGAACUAGCUUGUAUUGACUGGUUUAUCUCACAUCCUAUGAAUGUAUGUAAAUAAAUUGUACAUAGAUGCAUCUAUAUAAAAUAUCUUUUAAUAACAUAUCAAAAUUUGUGUAAAUUUGAAAUAAAAAAAAUCUAUGAAGCCAGUGUAUAUAAGUUACAAUUCUGUAUAUUUUCUUUUGUCCUUCAUAAAAUAUAUUUACUUUGCCAAUAAAAAGAAAAAAGGAAAUUUUAAAUACUUUUGGUG